Messenger RNA from Anolis sagrei ordinatus, 2924 nucleotides. NCBI's taxonomy places the organism in Eukaryota, Metazoa, Chordata, Lepidosauria, Squamata, Anolidae. The record is from RefSeq and is a predicted model, not a curated record.
AUGGCUUCGCGAGGGAGGCGGGGUUUCGAUGAAGAGUCCGGAAGUAGGAAGCGGAGCGGCUUGGGGAUGGCGGCGGGGGCUGCUGCUGCUGCUGCUGCCGGAGCAGAACUGAUCCAGCUAAACGUCGGCGGCAGAAGGUUCAGUACUUCUCGCCAGACCCUCACUUGGAUCCCAGAUUCCUUUUUUUCCAGCCUCCUCAGUGGCCGGAUCUCUACCUUGAAGGAUGAAACAGGCGCUAUCUUCAUUGACCGGGAUCCAGAAGUCUUUGCCCCCAUCCUAAACUUUCUUCGGACCAAAGAGCUUGAUAUCAGGAGGACCAAUGUUUCCUUGCUGUUGCAUGAGGCACAGUUCUAUGGGAUCACACCACUAGUGCGUCGACUGCAGCUGCAUGAGGAAUUAGAACGGUCAUCCUGCGGGAGUGUUCUUUUCAAUGGCUACUUGCCCCCACCAGUGUUCCCCAUCAAGCGAUGGAACCGCCACAGCGUCACAGGAGCUCAGUUGGCUGCCCGGUCGGGGAACCCCGUGGAGCGAGCUCUUGUGCGCCGAAGCAACACUAUGCCCCCCAACCUUGGAAAUGCUGGGCUGCUGGGGCGGUUGUUGGAGGAGAGAAGUUCAGCGGCAGGAACUACGAAUGAUCCAGGGAUGGUGCGUCUUGUAUGUGGGCACCACAACUGGAUAGCAGUGGCCUAUGCUCAGUUUCUCGUCUGUUACAGGAUGAAAGAGACCUCUGGUUGGCAGCUGGCGUUCUGCAGCCCCCGGUUGGACUGGGUCAUUGAACGGGUGGCACUGAAUGCCCGAGUUCUUGGCGGCUCACUGGGUGACAGUGACAAGAUGGUGGCGGCCGCUUCCUGCAGUGAGAUCCUCUUGUGGGCAAUCCAGCCUGAUGGGAAUGGCGUUGAGAUUGGUGUAUUCCACUUGGGUGUUCCUGUAGAAGGCCUACUCUUUGUGGGCUGCCAGCUCAUUGCCACCAGCCACACGGGCAAGAUUGGCGUCUGGAAUGCCGUCACCAAGCACUGGCAGACUCAGGAGAUGGUCCCAAUCAACAGCUAUGAUGCUGCUGGUUCCUUCCUCCUCUUGGGAUGCAACAAUGGUUCUAUCUACUAUGUAGAUGUGCAGAAGUUCCCGCUGCGCAUGAAGGACAACGACCUUCUUGUGACAGAGCUGUACCGUGACCCCUCUGAGGAUGCCAUCACUGCACUCAGCGUCUAUCUCACACCAAAAAGCAGCGACAGUGGGAAUUGGAUUGAGAUUGCCUAUGGCACCAGCUCAGGGACAGUGCGGGUGAUAGUCAGGCACCCGGAGACUGUGGGUUCAGGGCCCCAGCUCUUCCAGACUUUUGCUGUCCACCGCAGCCCAGUCACCAAAGUGAUGCUCUCAGAGAGGCACCUCAUCUCAGUCUGUGCUGACAACAAUCAUGUCCGUACCUGGACGGUGACCCGGUUCCGUGGGAUGAUCUCCACCCAGCCUGGCUCCACACCACUGGCCUCCUUCAAGAUCUUAGCCCUGGAAUCUGUCGAUGGGCAUGGGGGUUGCAGUGCUGGCACAGACAUUGGUCCUUUUGGUGAACGGGAUGACCAGCAAGUGUUCCUCCAGAAGGUGGUGCCAGAUGCUAGCAAGCUGUAUGUGCGGCUGUCCUCUACGGGGAAGAGGGUCUGCGAAGUGCGCUCCGUGGACGGUUCGCCCAUCACAGCCUUCAUGGUGCAGGAGUGCGAGGGUUCCAGCCGCAUUGGAUCCCGCCCGCGCCGCUACCUCUUCACUGGCCACAGCAAUGGGAGCCUCCAGAUGUGGGACCUCACAACUGCUAUGGAAAUGGUGGACCAAGCACCAAAUUCAGGCGGCCUCUCGGAGGAGGAGCUGUUGCAGGAGCUGAAACAGUGUGACUUGGCACUCACCCACACCCUCGAGAUGAGCCCGGCUGGAUCGUUCACCCCCACGCAUCCUCCCACAGCUGCCAGUGUCAGCCUCCAGUUCCAAAGUGUCAGCGGAGCCCGGGACAAGCCAGUGAGGGCCUCCCCAGUCCUUCCUUCCCGGUUGAACCCGGAGCCUCUGGCCCCACCUGACUUGCAACGCGGAGCCCUCAACAGGAGACGUCAAGGUGGGAACUUCAUUGAGCGCUGCCAGGAGCUGGCCCGUUCCUCUUCCUCCUCCUCCUCCUCAGACCCUGCUCAGCCCGAAAGUCCAUGGGUCAACCGCUCCAGGGAGCUGGGGGCCAGAGCCAGGCACGGGCGGGUCAGUGCCAGCCCUGCUGUCCAAAGAACUCCCAGCCUGAGCCCGGCUUCCCCAGAGUCCCCCAGCCUGCCUCUGGCUCCAUCCCGACAGCGGCUCAGUGAAACCUCCUUUUGACCUCUUCUGUGGUGAAGGGAACAAUGGCACCGGCAGCAACCAUUUCCAAGUUUUUCACGUCGCUUUUGCAAGCAAGGAUGCCUCUCCUCCUUACCAGGUGGGAUGCAGCUCUGUGCUGUGUCUCUCUCUGGACCUUCCACUGGUGUGCCUUGUGUUUUGGGGGCCAUUGAUCAAGUUCUGGGACAAACAUUCUUGCUGCCAAGCAUCCCCUUCUCCAAAGAUGUGCUCCUUCCCUAUAUCGCCUUCCUCUGCUCAGUGAAUCCCGUCCCUCUCCAAGAGACUUCCAUGCCUCUCAGGGUGUUGGCCUCCAAGGGCAUUCUUCCCCCUUGUGAGGCAGUUUGCACAUGCACAGGUGGCCAUGAGCAUCACACUUGCAGGUGGUAAGAUGCUAAGAAGUCCUCUCUGGAGCAUUUCCUGGAAGACUUCUAUCCCUGUCUUCUAUCCUCCCUUCUCUGAAAAGCCAAAGCUGUUCGUGAUGAGCAAUAAUGGUGUGUGAUGUUUUACAUACAGUAUAUAUAUAUAUAUAUAUUUCAUUUUGUAUCAGUCUACGACUGGUGAUAAUUAUUAAAACGUUAAAGGUC